Messenger RNA from Verticillium dahliae VdLs.17, 4743 nucleotides. Its product is annotated as IDC1 protein. The transcript has 6 exons. Lineage: Eukaryota; Fungi; Ascomycota; Sordariomycetes; Glomerellales; Plectosphaerellaceae. Gene Ontology annotation, cellular component: nucleus. The record is from RefSeq and is a predicted model, not a curated record. Bases 1 to 4743 code for a protein of 1580 amino acids. Gene Ontology annotation, molecular function: transcription factor binding. Gene Ontology annotation, biological process: positive regulation of transcription by RNA polymerase II.
AUGUCCGCCCCCAUCUCUGCCAGGCACCACACUGCCACGGCCAGCUCUGGAAGGUCGUCGAGGGGUCGAGGCACACAGAUGCAAGAUUUCACCAUGUCACCCCAAAAUAUUCAGCGGUUUUUCGAGCCAUGCGCCGCUACAGCCUCCAUGUUUCUUUAUGCGCAAGGGUCUUCAGUCGUAUGCGCCCACCAUGAUACCCUCACGAUUGAGAGGAGGUUUUCUCGGCAUUCAGACGAAGUUCAGUUGCUCGCCGUGGAUAACCAAAGUGAAAUGGGCGCUGGACGACUGGUUGUGAGUUAUGAUGCCGGACAGACAGCCAUUGUCUGGGACCUCAUGACCGGCGACGAAGUAGCUCGAUUUGCCUCGUAUGAGCACUUGACCACAGCCGCUUGGAUGCGUAACGGCAAUGUUGCGUUCGGCAAUACCCAAGGCAACAUCAUCCUAUUCGAACCCACAACAUCAGAGCAUAUCUCUGCGAGAACCAUCGAUCAGAUUGCUGUCACUUCUCUAGCUCCAGCGGCUGAUUGCAGGACAUUUGCUAUUGGCUACCAAAACGGCUCGCUGUUGAUAGCCACUCUCCAGCCACGAUUCACAAUUCUUCACAAUCUUACCACCUCAAGAGCGCCUUCGCCCAUUGUCACCUUGAACUGGCACGCUUCUUCAUCCCGGCAAAAGUCGGACAUGCUGGCUGUCCAGACCCAUGACGGUGAUCUUCGGGUCUGGAGCGUCUCAAAGUCGUACAAUAGUGACGACCCAGCCAAGGUGGUCAGGAUAUUGAGGCGAACUGAAAACCAAAUCACCGGUCCCAACUGGAUGGCGUGGUCAAAAAACGGUCGCAUCAUCCAAUACUCGGACUCGGAGACUUCCUCAUGGGAUGUCAGGACAAAACACGUCACUUAUGAUAGAAUCCCCACCCUGGAUAUUGUACGGGGCCUUGCUGUCUAUGGUCCUGGCGCAAGCCUCUUUACUCUCGGCGCAAACAACACGGUGCAACAGUUUGACCUUAACGUCCCGUCGAUCAUUGUCGCCAAUGUCCAGCACCCGGCCAACCUAUUGCCGCCGUCGCCACCUGUGUCUAUUGAGGAACAGGCUGACCAGUCGGCUCGAAGCGCUACCACGAUUGCCACGGACUCGGACGCCACGUCGGCAUCUAUCGAGGGGGUCUCAGAGAGUGAUGAUGACCACCUUUCGCCGUUCGGCCGCAUAGUCCGCCAGAGCGUAGCCGAGCCCGCCCCCUCCAAUGCCGCCGACCGCUACGACACUGCCAGCCCUGUCUCAAGCCGCAGCGGACUCUCGUCUCUCUCAAGAUCGUCUGCGGGCUCUGCAACACCCGGUAGAUACCCAUCUUCAGUACUGUCUCGUCCCCUAACCGAGAACACUUACAUUUCGUCUGGUGCCUCAUCUCUCCGCUCUUCACAGGCUCCCGUCUACAGGGAACGGGAAAGAGACGUUUACUCGACCAGUAGCUUGAGUGGCACGUCACUGUCUUCGACUAGGUCUCGCAGAAAGCCGUCGCGUCUGCGCCACGAAGUUUUGCGGAGCCCAGAAGACUCCAAGGUUCACGAUCUCUUCCAGUAUACUCGCAGCCGCCUGAGCGACAUUCCUUACAAAAAUGUGGCUGCCGAGUCUAGUCGCCUGACGAACGAUGACCUGCGUCGCCAGAUGCUUAGCACCAUCUUCGGCUGGCAGAGGGAGAUGGAUGAUCUAGUCCGCGAUGAGCUGAGUCGGCACCCCGCCGGCUCGGCCAGCCGGAUCCUCCUGUCCAAAUGGCUAGGCGACAUUGACCCUGACAUCUUGGCCGCCAACUCCGAAAACAUGACCUCGUCUGACUGGAUGCUUUUGGCGCUGAGCGGUAUUGCGGGCAAAGGCACGCAACAGGCUCAACAUAAGCUCGGCCUGGCUUACGUCCAGCGACUGCUCGAGACGGGCGAUAUUCAUGCUGCCGCCACCAUUCUCAUUGGCAUGGGUGAUCACAAUGAUGCCAUUGAGAUCUAUGUCUCGCAUAAGCGCUACAUGGAAGCUUUGAUUCUGAUGUGCUUGUUCUACCCGGCAGUCUGGGAGCGCCAAGCAGCUCUAAUCAAAAAGUGGGGAGAAUGGGCUGUGAUGCACGGGCAAACUCAGCUCGCAGUGAGAUGCUUUGCCUGCACUGGCCAGGAGUCUUCAGAACCAUGGACCUCACCCUCGGCUGCCCAGGUCAACUUCCAAAGCAUCAAUGCCGCGGUGAACCCGAGCAUCCCAGAGAUUCUCUCGCCCCCGCUCUCGCCCCCUGGGAUCACCCGCGGACCGCAGCGUAGCAUUGCGAAAACAUCAGCCCUCAAACUCAUCACAUCGUUCGGCGACCAGGGGGGAGCCAAGUCGAAGUUCUUCUCGCAGCAAGACGGCGGACAGACUCCCAUCGCUGCUGGCGUGACCCCUAUUGCCGAGUCAGCUGUUUCCCCUGGAGGCUUUGAUCGCGCCGCGACCGCUAGCCCAAUGAUGAUGCGUGAUUACCCGAACCCACCGCGAAGGAUGCGAACUAGAGAUCAGCCACCGCCAUCUCCAGACGCUCUUGUGACCGUCAAGAUGGAAGGCAACGUGAAUCGACGAAACGGUUCUCGCGACCGCAUCCCCAAAGGUAUUCAGCUGCAGCUGCAGCCCAUGGAGAACCCGAUGAUCGGAGAAGUCACGUCCCCUGACCAAUCGGUAACAUCAUCGACUCGGUUCCACUGGCCAUCGCGGCGCCGUGGCCCAGGCUCUGUGGCAAGCUCCAUCACGUCUCAGUCUAGCACUGGCAGGAGCCACCGCAGCAACACUACUGGUGCUACCCGCCAGGAUUACAUCCACAGCCUCGACACUGCUCAGUUGUAUGGCAAGAAGCAGCCUAGCCGCCACAGCAGCCGCGAAGGCCGUCAAGAGUCUCGCGGACGAGGCGAGCGUGAUAGCAGCCGCUCGCGUACUCGUAAGGGCGCAUCGCGGGAACGCUCUGGGGAUCGCGGCCGAUCCGCGAGCCGCAAAUGGCCUAAGGCCAAGCGGUCACCAACAUCACCUAUUCCAAUGUCGCCUGAGGAUCUCAUCAACCUGAGCACCCCCAAGAUGCUAGACAGGAUGGGCGAAGAUCCCGUCACCGCAAGAAAGAGCAGCAAAUCCCGGCAGAGCAGUCGCAGCCGGCAACCGAAGAGCAGGACUUCCAGUCGCGGCAGCCAAACCCGUCGCACGAGUCCAGAGGCUCGUCAACGACCUCCUGCGCUGGAGCUGCGAGGUCGCAGCAAGGGCCGUGAAGGUUCUGCAAUUAGGUCGCCGUCCUCACCCGUUCCCAUGUCUGCGGGGGCCAUUCAUUACCAUGGCUCUGAGGAUGAAGAAGAUUACCGGAAGGCCGUUGAGUCGCAGGAAAAGUUCCGCCUGCGCCAUAACCGUAGCGCCAGUCAGAUUGAACCUAGAUCUCCAGACCUUGCUAGGCAAGAGCCAUCCGAGAGUCGCCGCCGCCCUGCGACGGCGUCACCCGAGCACCCCAAGCAGACUGUCAUGGUCCGGGCCGCGCCUUCCACUGAGCACGCUGGCGACCUCAAGGCGAUGAAGGACGAGAGGCAGCGCAAAAAGGAACAGGCCGCCCGUGAGCUCGAGGAGCGCCGCAAGUCGCUCGCGAAGCGGCCGUUGGCGCCUCUGAUCCCCCAUCCCAACGACAUCUCUCCGGCUCUGUCGCAAAUCGUCGAAGCUCCUUCCUCGACUCAGACGGAAAGUUCUCCGCGUUCCAAGACGGCCGACCCCACUCGAAGCAUGUAUGCCCGCAGCAGUCAGAGUGUGCACAUUGGCCUCCCAGCAACUCCAAAAGCCAUGCGUCUCAUCAUCGGCUCUGAAAAGGCAACGCCGCCUGAAAUGCCGCCCAUUCCGGCGACAUUCGCUCAGCGACACUCGCCUACCGCGUCACCAAGUGAGCCGUACGCCAAGGUAGAGUCUGCACAGCCGGAGGCAGAGCCGCUCACUCUCCUGCCGUCGACGGUCUACCAGCCUCCCACCAGGCCAAUGAUUCCCCGCAGUAUGUCAGCACCCAUCCCAGAUGAGCCUUUGGGUCGACGCAGGUCAGAUAUGCCACCGCCGGCUGGCAAAAGCCAUGGACGAACGCACUCCCGAGGCCACUCGAUGCUGAAGGGAUCCACUGGCGAAAUUCGGGGCAUUGACGAGAUGCUGGGCGAUAGAAGCAUGAACGAGUAUCGCAGGGCAUCCCACGAUGACAAUAUGCCGCCACCGCCACCACCACCCCCCAUGCUCAAAGAGCUACAACACCUGGCAAUGCCUCCCCCGCCACCCCCGGCACCGUUGCCGCACUUUAUGCAACCCGGCGCUGGAGCACUUGGAACGGGUAUGAUUGAGAUCGUUGUGGACGACGACGAGCAGCAGGCGCCUGUGGCCACGCUUGUGGACACAUGCGUUCCUGUUCUGGCAGCGCCUCCGGUGCCUUCGGGCAAGGGGCACCACUCUCGCGGACGCAGCUUCACGGAGCGUGAAAGAGAGUCCCGAGACAAGGACAGCAGCAUUUCGACGCGGUUCACAAAGGCGACGGAGCGAUUCCGGUCGGCAAGCCGUCCGCGAAAAGACUCGAGCAUGGUGCGCAUCCGGUCACCUGGACUCGACGGUGGUCAGACAAUCGCUCCGUACGAGAGCGUGCCGAUGCCUGGAGGGUACGGCCAACAUGACCUGCUACGGUCCCCCAUCAUUUCCGACCAGCAGGGUCUACCGACUGGGCUACACGAAAGCGAGAUGAUCUGA